UUUUUCGCAUCCGCCAUCGCCGUUAUUUCGACGCGCACGCCGGCUCCGGCUCUCGACCCUCGUCCGUUCCUCAGCACAGGAUUUCGCCCGUCAUGCUUCGUGCUCUUCAGUCCGUCCGAGUCGCCUCCUCCCGCUACCCUUCGUCCAUGCGUUGGAUGUCGGCAUGGGCUCACGUCCAGCAGGGUCCUCCUGAUCCGAUCCUGGGUGUCACCGAGGCCUUCAAGGCUGACUCCAACCCCAAGAAGAUGAACCUGGGUGUCGGUGCCUAUCGCGAUGACAACGGCAAGCCCUAUGUCCUGCGCUGUGUCCGCAAGGCCGAGAAGGUCCUGAACGACCUCGCUCUGGACAAGGAAUACCUCGGUAUCACUGGUCUGGCUGGCUACACCAAGCUCGCUGCCGAACUUGCCUAUGGCGCUGACUCUGCUCCCCUCAAGAACGGCCAGGCAAGUGAGCCAAAUCUCAUCGUUACCUCGCAGUCUCUCUCCGGUACCGGUGCCCUCCGCAUCGGCGGCGAGUUCCUGAACCGCUUCUACAAGGGUGCUGGUGGCAAGACCAUCUACCUCCCCACCCCCAGCUGGGGCAACCACGGCAACAUCUUCCGCGAUGCCGGCCUUGAGGUCAAGCAGUAUCGCUACUACGACAAGGCCACCAAGGGCCUUGAUUUCGACGGAUUGGUCGAGGAUCUCAAGACCAUCCCUGCCGAGUCGAUCGUCCUCCUGCACGCCUGUGCCCACAACCCCACCGGCGUCGACCCCACCCAGGAGCAGUGGAAGAAGAUCUCGACCGUCUGCAAGGAGAAGGGCCACUUUGUCUUCUUCGACAUGGCCUACCAGGGCUUUGCCUCUGGCGAUCCCACCAAGGAUGCCUUUGCCCUUCGUCAUUUUGUCGAGCAGGGCCACCGUGUCAUGCUCGCCCAGAGCUUUGCCAAGAACCUCGGUCUCUACGGCGAGCGUGUCGGUCUCUUCUCCAUCGUCACCGACAGCGCCGAGGAGGCCAAGCGCGUUGACAGCCAGGUCAAGAUCCUGGUCCGUCCCAUGUACUCCAACCCCCCUCUGAGUGGACCUCGUAUUGUCAAGGAAGUCUUGGGACUCGAAGAACUUCGCAAGGAAUGGGAGGACGAAGUCCGAUUCAUGGCCAACCGCAUCAUUUCUAUGAGACAGCAGCUCCGCGACCACCUGGUCAACACCUACAAGAGCACUCACAACUGGGACCACAUCACCUCGCAGAUCGGCAUGUUCUGCUUCACCGGCCUCAAGCCCGAGCAGGUCGACCGCCUCCGCAGCGAGUUCUCGAUCUACCUCACCCGCGACGGCCGCAUCUCCAUCGCCGGCAUCACCAGCAAGAACGUGCAGUAUCUCGCCGAGGGCAUCCACACCGUCACCAAGUAGAGCACGACCGACGCCUCACAUGUCUAGACUCAUCGACACAGCACAACCCAACCAUCAUGCAUGCUGUCCCUCCUCCUCCUCCUUUCUUCUAUUCGUUUUUCUCUAAGUUAUCGGCGACUCUAUUUUGUAUCCAUCACUCGAGUACCUUGCUUUACAGCCGGGCAGGAAGCACGUUGUGUCGUCGGUCGGAUUAAGUGUGUCCUUUGGAAUCCUUUGGAAUCCUUUGGGUCCGCUUGUGCCGGUCCGCCGGUUGACCUUGUGCAUCGAAUCGGGCGCCUUUCGUUGUUCAUGCCUGUAAAAAAAAAUAAACGAAUCUCUUGCAGA
This is a messenger RNA of Polychytrium aggregatum, 1712 nucleotides long. Its product is annotated as aspartate aminotransferase. The record is from RefSeq and is a predicted model, not a curated record. Gene Ontology annotation, biological process: biosynthetic process; L-aspartate catabolic process. Gene Ontology annotation, cellular component: mitochondrion. Gene Ontology annotation, molecular function: L-aspartate:2-oxoglutarate transaminase activity; pyridoxal phosphate binding. The coding region runs from base 93 to 1388 and encodes 431 amino acids. The transcript has 8 exons. NCBI's taxonomy places the organism in Eukaryota, Fungi, Chytridiomycota, Chytridiomycetes, Polychytriales.